AUGUCACUGCUGAUAUAUGACAGCUUUGCUCAGUUCUUAGUUGAACAGAGAGGCUAUGAUCGGGAACUUAUGACUUUGACUCCUGACUGUUGGGACUUCUGUUUCAAAGGCUUGCUUUUGGACUUGGAAGAUGGAAACUUACUGAAGCUGGGUGAAGAUGGGACAGUUCUGAGGGCUAGUCAUGGCACUAGACUUUUGACAGGAGAAGAGAUAUUGGAAACCUAUGGAAAGAAGAGAAAGUGGAAACACUUCAAAACUAUCAAUGGAACAUUUGCACGUUCAGGCAAAUAUCAUUUCUAUGAUAAUUAUUUUGACCUGCCAGGAGCUUUGCUGUGUGCUCGGGUAGUGGAUAUUUUAGAUCAGAAUAGAACUGUGAAGAAAUAUGAAUUCUGGAAGGAUGUGAUUGCUUCCAUAGAAUACAAUUACAAAGCAUCUGCCUUCAAAGCACAAUUCAAAAUGGUGACUACCUACAUCAAGACCAUCAGCCAUGAAAGGAUGUACUUGCCAUAGAGAGUGCAAUGAAAGCUCACUAAAUUGAUUCCUGGGAUGAGAGAAUUGCUCUGAAAGAUGAUUGACUGGAACACUAUCAAGUUUAGAAGAAUGAGAGAUGAUCUCUUUGAUUUUUAUGCAUUUCUGCAAGUGCUUCCUAGGUAAAUGUUGUCAGAUUGUUUCCUCUGUUUGAUUCAACCCUUGCCAUUCAGUUUUCCUUAUCGGCUCUUGUACAGUAUAAUCCAAUAGUGAAUAAGAUUUGUACACGUUGUUGGAAAAUUUAAUACAAAAACAGUUGUUAUCCCAAAGUAAUGUUUACUGUUGUUGUUUAGUCUUUCAAAAAGUUACAUUUGCAAAAAAUUGAAGGGGAAUGGAAGAUGUCAAGUAAUGUGAUAGAUAUAGAUAUUAAAGAAGGUAACAGAACGUACACUUGAAGUAAAUAUUGAGAAAACUUUUGAAAGUGAGAAAAGCAGCGGUAAGGAAAAUGUGGUUAGGGCAGUGAAUUUCAGAGCAUUGCUUUUGCUGAAAGCUGUACCGUGGUGGAAGAGAGACAUUAACUAGAAUAGAAAGCAUGGAGGAUGCUUUCUAGUACGUAGACAGUGGAGGAUUUAAAACAGUGUUUUGUUGUAUUAAGAACUUGCAGGUGGGUUAUUGGAGACCUGUGUGAAGAUCAUAGGAGAAAAUAAUUCCUGAGAUAACCAAACAGUUAUGGUCUCGUAGUCUCCCUACCUCCGAGCCAGCAGACCCGAGUUCAAGACUCACCUGUUUCAGAGGUGUGUCAUAACAUCUCUGAACAGGUUGAUUAGAAAAUAUGAAAAAACCGAACCUCUGCCUCACUGGGAUUGAGGUAAUACCAGAAAUUGGCAAUAUUUCAGUUGUGGAAGGAGUGAUUUUGGCGGUGCAGUCAAUGAGAAUUAAAUAUCACAAGCAAGGAUACUAAUUUCUAAGAUUAUCUUUACCAUCCAGCAUAGCUCCAAAAUGCUGGAUAAUUUAGCCAAGGAGAGAGUUAUGAUUGUUUUUUUGGGGUGGUUGACCAAAGUUCGUGAUUUGAAAUCUUUUGAGCGACGAUUAAGCAUUUCUGCUAUUGUGUUCUGAAAAUGUUUCCAUCUUAUUUGUCUUUGUAUUCAUAACAAUUAAUGCUUUCUGAUUCAAUCAUUUCAUAAUGUUGUCUUGUAUGAUGCAAAUUCCCAUCCUUUCUCCCCUCAAAUUCUAAAUCUUGA
This is a messenger RNA of Rhincodon typus (whale shark), 1709 nucleotides long. RefSeq names its product 5'-nucleotidase domain containing 1 (gene nt5dc1). Lineage: Eukaryota; Metazoa; Chordata; Chondrichthyes; Orectolobiformes; Rhincodontidae. The transcript has 8 exons. Gene Ontology annotation, molecular function: 5'-nucleotidase activity. The record is from RefSeq and is a predicted model, not a curated record. The coding region runs from base 1 to 510 and encodes 169 amino acids.